CCCACGACCUUCCCGAGUUCUUUGUCUUCUCCGCAUUGCCUCUUCAGUCAGCCUGAGACUCACUGCGACCGUUCAGCCGCCAAUCCGCUACAUAUCAAUCCCCUUUCCCCCGGGCCCACCAUCUUCCCCCCCAAAAUGCCAAAUCCAUCACAGCUCUUUCUCCUUGCAGAUCACAUCAAACUCUCCCUCCUAGAACGGCAACGAGCGAUCUCGUUGGAUCUGGAACCCAACAGCCAAGACGGCGAGAUCUCUCGCUCUUUGGAAUCUUUGCAGGACGGUAUCGAGGAUGUGGAAAGAGACCUGGCACAGCUUGAACAGGCAAACGAUGAUGGAGCUGCCGACUUGAAAGACCAGCUAUUCCAUCUGAAAUCGCAGUAUCAAGAUCUGUCCUCCCAAUUCGGCGGACAUAGCAACUCAGCCAACGCCAGCGGCCCCUCUCAGUCGCCUGAAUUUCCCAAUAUCAAAUCAUCCCCUGACCUUAAGCAACCGGUCCCGCAGCACCCGCCUUCGAAGUCAGUGCGGUUCAUGAACUCGGCUGCGGAAGAGGCCGAUCUCGAACGACAGAACCUUUUCCAGCCAUACCGCGACUCACCUUCCCCUCCCGGUGUAGACCAAUCUGACAUGUCGAAUGAACAAAUUUAUGACCAUCACAACCAAGUCAUACGCGAUCAGGACGAGCAACUAGAUCGCCUCGGUGAAUCCAUUGGGCGGCAGCACCAGCUCAGCAUUCAGAUCGGGGACGAGCUAGAAGGUCACGUGGCACUGUUAGAUGGCAUGGAUGGUGAUAUUGACAGGCAUCAACAUCGGUUGGAUGGGGCUAGGCGACGGUUGGACAAGAUCCGGAGAAGCGCGGGUGACAAUUGGAGCUGGAUGACUAUCGUCGGGUUGAUCAUCAUGCUGGUCAUCCUUAUUGUCAUUUUGAAAUAAACCCUAGAGCGUAUAGAGCCUCCGGUCUGGUUACACCUCACAUUCUUGUCGUGAAUAUUAGUCGAGGGACGUAUCCCUUUUUGAAGGCGCAGGGCGUUUCAUCUUGGACUGGAGUGACGGAUUCCCCCUAUAUAGUUUUUGUCGGAUUGUCUCGAUGGUUGAACCUAUAUGGUGUCUGGAGUAAUUAUUCAGCUACAAACAUGUUUCUUGUUCAACAGCAAUUCUUGUUUCAUUACCACGGAAUUCAGGAGUCUACCAUUAACCCAUCCCACAACAAUCAACAUCUUCGAUCUCAUAUAAACACACCCAAUAUCAUUCCUCAGGAGUAGUUUGCAGUUAUACAUGACCCAAUAAAGAUGAACAAAAGAGAACCCAACCUAAUUACAUCAAGUCAAGCACAUCCCUUCUCUUAAAUUUAGAACUUCAAAUUGCACCCUAAGACCCGGACCCGCAAAACAAAACCAGAAAGAGAGUUUUUCUUUUUUUUUUUUAAAAAAAAAAAUGGUCAGCACAAAAGGAAACCCAUC
Molecule: messenger RNA, 1454 nt
Organism: Aspergillus alliaceus
Lineage: Eukaryota; Fungi; Ascomycota; Eurotiomycetes; Eurotiales; Aspergillaceae
Product: syntaxin family protein
Exons: 1
Coding region: 136-927 (263 amino acids)
Source: RefSeq, a predicted model, not a curated record